CCAAGAAAUCAACCAGGAAGCAAACGGCGGAAAUUUAGAUCCACCUCACGCUUUCAGCUAGCAGGUUUGGGGCUGAGCUGUCUUCUUUUUCCUGGAUGGAGAGGCCACUGGAGUAGACAGCAGAUGUCUCCAGCCAAAGAAGGUGCACGGUUUUAAAGAAACGAUGUGUCUAACUACCCGGGAGGGUCUGUGAGGUGAAUGGACGGAUAGCCAGCUGAGAGUGUCCUGUCACUGACAGCCAGCCACAUUAAACACCGACGCAUGGCCCUGCUCCUCAGCUAGCCCAGGUAGACGACGUAACGAGACGACAAGACUAGCAUCAUGUUCCUGAAAACAUCCUUCACCACGCUGAUCGUGGGGGUCUUUGUGGUGUACGUGCUCCACACCUGCUGGGUGAUGUACGGGAUAGUGUACACUAAGCCCUGCGACAGACCCAAAGGUGACAACUGUAUCACACCCUUCUUGGCAGGGGAGCCGAAACUACAGUUGAGUAUCUACACUGCACUGCGGCCCAAUGCAGAGGGAGGACAUACCUUGAUCCACAAAGAGGAGAAGUUUGAUGUCAACAGCAAGUUCGAGAGGAUAGUAAAUGUCCCCCUCCCUAAGAAGACCCGCAACAAUGGAACUUUAUAUGCACUAAUAUUUGUCCAUCAAGCCGGCUUCACUCCAUGGCAGGAUCCACGACAGGUCCACCUGGUGGCUCAGCUCACCACAUACAUGGUCCCUAAACUGCCGGAAAUCUCUUUGAUAUCCGGAGAGGAUAAAGCACAGGGUCAGAAAGAAGAAGCCCAGCAGAAGAAACGGCUGGACGGAAACCCUGCUGCAGGAGGUGGUGCCACCUCCAUGUCAGAUCACCCAGUUUCCCACUGGCGCACUCGCCUGACACUCAACAUUGUCAGCGACCACUUCCUGUUUGACAGAGAAUACUUGCCUAGCGAUGUCCACAGAUACCUCAGAGUAUUCCAAAAUGGUAAGAAGAUGGUUUAUCUACCUCUGCUGUUUGUUGAUGAGCUCAGCAACCGGGUCAAGGACCUUGUCGAGAUCAACAGUACCUCCAUGGAGCUGCCUCUGACCAUCUCCUACGAUUCCAUUUCUCUGGGGAGGCUCCGAUUCUGGAUCCACAUGCAAGACGCUGUCUUCUCUCUGCAGCAGUUUGGUUUCACAGAAAAGGAUGCUGAUGAGAUUAAGGGAAUAUUUGUGGAUACCAACCUGUACUUCCUGGCUCUGACCUUCUUCGUAGCUGCCUUCCAUCUCCUCUUUGACUUCCUGGCGUUCAAGAAUGACAUCAGCUUCUGGAAGCAGAAGAAAAGCAUGGUGGGAAUGUCCAGCAAAGCAGUGCUGUGGAGAUGUUUCAGCACCAUAGUGAUUUUCCUCUAUUUGUUUGACGAGCAGACCAGCCUGCUUGUCCUCAUACCUGCAGGCAUCGGCUCUAUCAUUGAAGUAUGGAAGGUGAAGAAGGCCUUUAAAAUUCAGGUUUUCUGGAAAGGAGGCAAACCAACGUUCCUGUUUGGGAAAUUAGACGAAUCAGAGAGGAGAACAGAGGAGUACGAUACUCUGGCCAUGAAGUAUCUCUCAUACCUCCUCUACCCGCUGUGUAUUGGAGGGGCUGUCUAUGCUCUAAUAUUCCUACGAUAUAAGAGUUGGUACUCGUGGUUGAUCAACAGUUUGGUUAAUGGUGUAUACGCCUUCGGCUUCCUCUUCAUGCUUCCUCAACUGUUUGUCAACUAUAAGCUGAAAUCUGUGGCCCACCUGCCCUGGAAAGCCUUCAUGUACAAGGCAUUCAAUACCUUCAUCGACGAUGUGUUUGCCUUCAUCAUCACCAUGCCAACGUCUCACAGACUGGCCUGUUUCAGGGACGAUGUGGUGUUUCUCAUUUACCUCUACCAGAGAUGGCUCUACCCAGUGGACAAAACGAGAGUAAAUGAAUAUGGAGUUUCUUACGACGAAAAGCCCAAAGGAAAGACUCACAAGGACUAGUGAGGAAAGAGGAGUCAUGGCUUCCCUGAUCUGGUAUCUGCGGGUUUUGUCUUCAGUCCACCAGUAUCCACUGACUGGUAUUGGUCAUAUCAACUGAGCUGGUUUAACGGUCCAGAGGCGCCUGGAAAACUGUUUUUGUUUCUUGUCAGUUAGUUGGAAAUGGACCAGGCGCGUUAACAUCCUUUUGGUUUUUGGCUUUUUUCACUCCGUCCCAUAGUGCGAAGUAUUGAAAGGUCAACAUAUGCUUAUUUGCCUUUUGCAAUCGGGAGAGGAUUUUUUUGUUUUGUUUUUUUGCACCAUGUGGCGGGACAGAAACAUCAAUUAGGUAAACCGCAAGUUUUCCAUUUCAGACUGACACAACAACCUGGUGUGAAUGGCUUGCACCCUGCUCAUGACUAUGACCAAAUCUACAACAGGUCAGAAAGAGUACAUUAAUAUCGGUGGCAAAUUUGAGUCUUGUCAGCCAUAAAUUCUGCUCUUCCUGUUUAUCAAACAUCAGGUCAGUCCACAGAGCCAGCCACAUUCCUCCUCUAUUGGGACAGCCAUUGGGGCUUUUUUUCUACCUUGAUUUCCAGCUUUCCAGCAUUGGGUGGGCCUCCCAUUUUAAGCUCAUAACCCGCCUAUUGAGGACCAUUGUAAAUACUGUAUUUUCAGAAUUUUAAUUGCAGUGUCAAAAAGGGAUUAUGAUAAUUUUAAAUAAUUUUUGUGUUUACAAAUUCCAGUUAACUGACUGAGUACAAUUUGAGCCUGGGUCAGACUGCUUUGAAGAACUUAUAUCUGAAUAUAUUGAUUUUCCAUUUUAUUAUUCCAUAAGCGCAAAGUCUGAUACAUCGGAACUUUCAGAGGAGUUUCCGAAUCAUAAGUGGAUGUGUUGUUGACUCAGUUAGUUCUUCCUGAUGCAGAAUUUGAAUGUUUCUCUAGAAAUUCUAUGAAACUGUGCUAAUUAUCUGUCAAUAUUGCUCAGUGAAAAGGCUGUUAACAAUCUGCCUCUUAAAAAGUGUCAAUGUGUAUGCAUUUCAAUUUUUUAUUUUCCAGAUUAUCAUGUGGACAAAGCUAACAUGAGACAAAUUCAAGGUUGACAGACCCUGUUUCUUAAAAAAUGACAGAGGUAGGAAUCAAAAAGGACUAAAAAGUUAGAGCAAAUGCAUCACUCUUAAUUUUAGAUUAUAUAACGUACUUAUAACGUACUUUCCAUCUAUGUACAUAAUGAUGGCUGUAAUAGUAGCGACAUAUCAGAGUCCAAUAUGUUGCCAUGGUGAAGGGGAUGAGUUGCCUGAUUGUCACAGAAUCUCUAGAAAAUUCCGAUUUCUUGCCACGGAAGUAGGGAUAACUUUCCUAAACAUCUGCAAUCUAUUGAGUUAAACCCACUCUGUCCACACAUGGUACAACGAUAUUUACUUUUAUUUCACUGUAACACAGGAGGGUGCCACUGAAAGCCAUUCUGUCCUUUCCAUCCACUCUAGUUUUGUAGUUUUACCUGCUCGAGUAUUUUCUACAUAUCAGGGCCAAGGAAAUAUGUUGGUGCCAAAUGUGAGAAUGAUUCUUUAAACUGUUAUUAGCUUUGUAUGUUCAGUUCACCAUAAACGGUCCAUCUGAUGUUUUUAAACAGACACUGACAUUGUGAGGGAAAACAGUAAAUAGUAAGACUUGAGGAAAGUAUUACUACAUUUGGAUUUCAUGUUUUAUUUUUUUGCCAUAAUUUUAAUGUUAUGUUAUUUUGCUUUUUUAAUUUGUUGAUUUUUUUAAAGUAGAAAGAUAUAUGGAUAUAUUAGGUCUGUGCACAAAGAUCAAGCACAGGUUUUCUGUUCCUGUGUAAAAGUGGCCAGGAGAGAUUUGUCAGAAAAUUGCUUUGAAAUGGUUUUACUCACUGUAAUUUUUGUGUUUUUGAUUGUGAUUAAAUAAAAUUCCCGACUGAA
Messenger RNA from Epinephelus moara (kelp grouper), 3893 nucleotides. It is a transcript of the gene clptm1l, whose product is annotated as CLPTM1 like. Gene Ontology annotation, cellular component: membrane; endomembrane system. The record is from RefSeq and is a predicted model, not a curated record. NCBI's taxonomy places the organism in Eukaryota, Metazoa, Chordata, Actinopteri, Perciformes, Serranidae. Bases 322 to 1977 code for a protein of 551 amino acids. The transcript is spliced from 18 exons.